Molecule: messenger RNA, 6407 nt
Organism: Pezoporus occidentalis (night parrot)
Lineage: Eukaryota; Metazoa; Chordata; Aves; Psittaciformes; Psittacidae
Gene: EYA4
Product: EYA transcriptional coactivator and phosphatase 4
Exons: 20
Coding region: 603-2555 (650 amino acids)
Biological process (GO): multicellular organism development; negative regulation of extrinsic apoptotic signaling pathway in absence of ligand; positive regulation of DNA repair
Cellular component (GO): nucleus
Molecular function (GO): protein tyrosine phosphatase activity
Source: RefSeq, a predicted model, not a curated record
AUCCGUGAGGAGGUAACAGGAUUCUCCGUGUUCAAACACAGUGGGCUGCUGGCCAUUAAUUUGCUUCCCCGGCUGUCAUUACAGACACUUCCCAAAUCAGAUACUGGCGGAAAACCGCCGGCUGGGUUUCACGGGCUCCGGCGGCGGUUCUCCCUGGGCCGCAGGGGCUCCACACCGUGCCCGGGCGGCGGGGGCUGCCCCGGGGCCGCCGCCCGGCACUCGCCAGCGGUGAGCGACCCCGCCGAGAAGCGAGAGCGGGACCCCGUGGCAGGGCUGCUGCCAGUCAUUACUUGGCAUCUAAAGUUUCAUUUACGUUUAUGAAGCUGUUGCUCAGAGCCAAGUAGGUACUGCGCUGCCUUCCCGUUAUCCUGCGGGCGGGAUUUAAAGCGCGCACACGGAGGUGCACCUUCAUCUCGCGAGUGGGGAUGUGAAGUACAUAGCUGGUAUUUGCACAAAUCGUGGGAGGCAAGCUGUAGCAGACAAGGGAGCGCCUUGGCCGAUUCGGGUUUAAGCACGAAGCCAUGCUAGAACAACUACUGAGCUAUAAAUUGAAGGGAAGAUAAUUUCUGCUUGUUGGGGAAAAAAACAGGUGAAUAACCUCCAUGGAAGACUCUCAGGAUCUAAGUGAACAGUCAGUAAAGAAACCGUGUACAGAGUCAGAUGCUUCAGAGCCACAGAAACCCAGGUCUAUGGAAAUGCAAGAUCUAGCCAGUCCUCAUAAUCUUGUUGGAAGCAGUGAUGCACCGGGUAGUUCCAAACUGGAUAAACCUAAUCUCAGUAGCACAUCAGUUACAACAAAUGGAACAGGAGGAGACAACAUGACUGUGUUAAAUACUGCAGACUGGUUGCUGAGUUGCAGUACUCCCUCUUCUGCAACAAGUAUGGGAGACUCUGUGUCUCUUCUUGCAGUCAAAACAGAACCCAUGAACAGCAGUGAAACAACAACAACAACUGGAGAUGGAUCGCUUGACACUUUUACUGGGUCAGUAAUAACAAGUAGUGGCUACAGCCCAAGAUCAGCGCACCAAUACUCUCCACAGAUAUAUCCCUCCAAGCCCUAUCCACACAUUCUUUCUACACCAGCAGCUCAAACAAUGUCUGCCUAUGCUGGACAAACCCAGUAUUCAGGAAUGCAGCAGCCAGCGGUCUAUACAGCGUACUCACAGACAGGACAGCCGUACAGCUUACCCACUUACGAUUUGGGUGUAAUGUUGCCAGGCAUCAAGACGGAAAGCGGGCUCUCGCAGACCCAAUCACCACUGCAGAGCGGGUGCCUCAGUUACAGCCCAGGGUUUUCCACCCCACAGCCAGGCCAAACACCCUACUCUUACCAGAUGCCAGGUUCUAGUUUUACACCAUCAUCCACUAUUUAUGCAAACAAUUCUGUUUCAAAUUCUACAAACUUCAGUAGUUCACAACAGGAUUAUCCAUCAUACACAGCUUUUGGCCAAAAUCAAUAUGCACAGUAUUACUCAGCAUCAACAUAUGGUGCAUAUAUGACCUCAAACAACACGGCUGAUGGCACUUCUUCAUCAUCAUCAACCUACCAGUUACAGGACUCUCUCUCUGGCCUGACUAGUCAACCAGGUACAGAUCUACAUUCAGGGGAGUUUGACACAGUGCAGAGCCCUUCCACGCCAAUCAAAGAUCUUGAUGAGAGAACAUGUAGAAGUUCUGGGUCAAAGUCUCGGGGUAGAGGGCGGAAGAAUAAUCCAUCACCCCCUCCGGACAGUGACUUGGAGCGUGUAUUUGUUUGGGAUUUGGAUGAAACAAUCAUAGUCUUUCAUUCGCUGCUAACAGGAUCCUAUGCACAGAAGUAUGGCAAGGAUCCACCAAUGGCAGUGACUCUUGGACUGCGAAUGGAAGAAAUGAUUUUUAAUCUUGCUGACACACAUUUAUUUUUUAAUGAUUUAGAGGAGUGUGAUCAAGUUCAUAUAGAUGAUGUUUCUUCUGAUGAUAAUGGACAAGACCUAAGUACCUACAGUUUUGCAACUGAUGGCUUCCAUGCAGCUGCAAGUAGUGCAAACCUUUGUCUGCCAACAGGUGUAAGAGGAGGGGUUGACUGGAUGAGGAAGCUGGCUUUCCGUUACAGAAGAGUAAAAGAGUUGUAUAAUACUUACAAGAACAACAUAGGAGGACUCCUGGGGCCCGCUAAAAGAGAUGCAUGGUUGCAAUUAAGAGCAGAGAUUGAAGCUCUGACAGACUCCUGGCUAACAAAUGCACUUAAAUCAUUAUCAAUUAUCAGCACAAGGAGUAACUGUGUAAAUGUGUUGGUAACAACAACCCAGCUUAUCCCAGCACUUGCAAAAGUUCUACUAUACAGUUUAGGAGGAGCUUUUCCUAUUGAAAAUAUUUACAGUGCAACCAAAAUAGGCAAAGAGAGCUGUUUUGAGCGUAUAGUGUCCAGAUUUGGCACUAACAUAACUUAUGUUGUGAUUGGAGAUGGACGAGAUGAGGAACAUGCAGCUAAUCAGCACAACAUGCCUUUCUGGAGGAUAUCCAGUCAUUCGGACCUCUUGGCUCUCCAUCAAGCACUGGAACUAGAGUAUUUGUAACUGUGUUCUAAAGUUGGCGAUCCUUUUUUUUUAUAUAUAUAUAUUUCAAGUACACUGAAUUUUUAUGUGUGAUUCAAUGCCUCUGGCUUUACACAUAUGAAUUGUCUUAAGGGAAGAAAUAUUUGGAAUUAAAAAUUCCAAAUUGAAGAAUUCAGAUUGCUGAAUGGAGUUAAAAAUUAGUGCUACAUAAGGAAGCUCUAUGGUCUUAUAUAUGCAACGUUUUUAAAUGAAUUGAAACUGUGGAGGUUGCUGAUACACACCAAGUGAGCCCUGACAGGAGUGAACAAAGGACUCGAACUGGCAAAGCACCAACACCCAUCUUCCAGCCAACAAGGUGGUGUUCAACAACAUUCCUCAAAAUGGGAUAUAUUCUCAGCACUGAGGUUUGAACCAGACUUUAGCCUACCUAACCCAGAAAAUCUGAAUUGGAAUGCACUCAGACUGUAUAAUGACAAUCCGUCUAGACCUGUAAUUUGUGUAAAUUAUUGAUGAAAAUAAUUUACUGUGACUUUAUUAGCAGCUGAUUUUGGAAGUGGAUGCAAUUUUUCUUUCUUUUUGGGGGGCGGGGGAGGGAGAGGGUUAUAUAAUAUUGUCUCUUUUAUAAGUUUGGCAAACAGAAUGUGCAUAAUGAUGUGUUGUGCCUUAAAGAGAAGACUGUGUUUGUGUGUUGUAAUGUAAUUUUGGUUAAAAACUAUGUAGAUAAACGAAAAAAAACCCAACCUUUGUGAUAAUUUUUGACAUGACCAAAUUUGAAAUUCAGAGAAAACGAAGAGCAGGGCUGCACUUAAAUGCUUUGGCAUUUAAGUAUUUGUUGCAGUAAGUAAAAAUAAUAAAGCAAAGUUUGUGUUUUUAUUUGGAUUCUGAAUAAUUCCACUGAUUGUUUGAGGAAAGUUAAGAGUGUUUGGAGGUUGAUACUGGGGACCGCUACCUUGAAAGCUAAAAAAACCUGUUCAACACCUUCAACAUCAUUUCUUGAUAGUCUGACAAGAGAACUAAGAGCCAUAUUCAUGAACAAGUUAUUCCACUGAAAGCCAUAUAGUGAGUACACCAGCUGUGCAAAACAGAACAAAUUUACACCCAGCAGAGUUUUCAGGUCGUAUUACUGGAAGGUGAAAAUGUGGAGUUAAGCCCAAAUAGGGAAUAAAACACAAGUUUGUGAGGAAUAAAAAAUUACUAAAGAUUCCCUCAGCAGUCAGAUGAACAAAUGAUACUACACUUAGCAUAUUCAUGAUCAACACAAGUUGCUGAAAUUGCUGGCAUAAUAACACCAGCCAUUUCAGGAGCGCAGUCCACUUUGGUAAAUACAGCAGCAUUUCGGUAACUUUUCCAUUCUGUUUCACAUUUAUGUGUCUUCCAUUUGGGGUCAAUGGGAUUUUCCUCACCCAUUUUUGAUUGCACGACAGGAUUACACAGGAACAACCCUAAAUGUUUUUUGAAUCAGAUAUUACAAUAGCAUGUCAGGCAGCUGAGCAGAUGGUAAGGUAGAGAUUUUUAUGAAGAAAUACUGGGAAAUAUAGUAACUAAAUUUUCAUAAUUUCUAUUAAAAAUUACAGUCCAUACCAUGAUAAUUACCUUGCGACUUUUGAAUGUGCUACCUUCCAACUUUGGAAAAUGAGCAAGGUCUAUAUUGCACACAGGGGCUCCGUGUGCAGCUUGAGCACUCUGAAACAACAGCAAGUUGUUUGUCUCUCAUGGCAGAAAAUGGAAACUGCUUUUUGUACAUGGAGACACCUGAGGUUGCCUUUUCUCUGACCGUGUGAAGAGGUGUGUGCAAGAGAAGAUGUUAGAUGUAAACUCCAGGAUGCCUACACAAGCACAGUAGUCAGCACUGAGGUGAAGAUCUUCCCUCUCUGUGCUGUGAAGCCACCAUAUGUCUAGUUACCAGGUAGUAACUUCAUUAAACUUGUAGGUUAUAUGAAAGUUAGUUGGUAGGUGAAAGCCUGGAGCCACUAAAAGUACAAGGCAAAAAUAAAUUCAUAAAAAUGGGAUUUCUUUGAUGUACUGGAAUUGGAUAUGCAAGUCACCACACAACAAACUGAUUAUAAUUAAUUAUCAUGGGGCAGUUUAAAGCCAUCACAUGACACUUGCCAUGUAUGAAAUCGUUACCUAUUAACUAUUUGGGUGAAGGAUUUGCAUAUCUAAAAGGUAAACAUGAGGCAUACCUUCUUUGUAUUUACAGUGCCCAUCUAGUCAAGUUUGUUCUGGAAGUUCAUUUUUCAUAAAAAGCUGUAGUACCAGUAUGUUGUAGUUUUUCAAGUGGGAAAAAAGUGUUGCUACUGGAAUAAGAAAAAAGUUCAAACAAAGCCCUUCUCAACUUCCAGCAUCGUAACACUGCAUGAGAAUCUUUCUCUUUUUUUUUCCUUUUUGACAAGUCAUAGUGUUAUUUAAAUGCAUGAAGCAAUUUUGUUUCUCUAAAUUUAAUUUGUUCAGCUUGUUCAGCUUUCAGUAUUCUUUUCCUAAUUAUAUGUAAGAACAAAAAAUAGCCCAGCAACCACUGUCAGUUCUCAUAAAAGGUUUGCAGUGCGUUUGUUGGAGUUGUGCUUAGAUCUCUGUGGCUCAGUUAAUCUACUGGACUCCUAGGGAGGAGAGGGAGGCAAAAGCGGGGGAAGUUUUGCAGAGCAUGACAAAGUUCUGCCACGAUAGCAGAAGUUAACUAUAAAAAUAAUUGACAAAAACUUACAUCCAAAGAAAAUUCAAGGAUUUAGCUCAAAAGCCUUCUUCACAAUACUAGAAUUAUAAAAGAAAAUUUCAGAGUACAAGUAAUUUCCCGCUAAGCAAAUGGUGUACACUCCUUCCUUUUACAGAGAAAUUGCUCUGAUUGAUACAUUUUCCUGCAUGAACAAUACAGAGGAGAAAAUAACCAAGGCAGAGACAUAGUCACGCCAGACUGUUCCAGAUAGGCCUAAGUGGAUUAAAUGGAAGGCUGGUCAUUUUGACAUUGAGUGCAUUUUAAUUCAACAGCAUAUUAGUCAGAGACUGACGUCCUUUCAGCGUCUCUCAACAAUGAAGUCUGAACACAAUGUCAUGUUUCCAAGUAUUUUGGGCAAAUGAAGUAUAAAAUAUAAUGCCUUUUGCUGAUACUCUAGCAGUUCUCAGUCAGUUACAGAACUUGACCACUCAUUAGGCAUUUGAGUAGUCAGCUUGCAGAAUACAAAUACUGUGUGAUAGCAGUCACAAAAUAGUACCUUAAGUUGAUAUCACUCUGCGCAGUUCAGUAUAACAGUAAAAGGGCAGGAAAAGCUAAAAGUUUUGCUUAUUUUUAGAUGCCUGUUGAGAUUGUGCACAAAGAUACAGGCAGCAAUUAGCUCCCAGAUCUGUGUCCAUUAGAACCCAGUGUGAGAAGUAGUGUUUGCAUCUAAAGCAGUUGUGGAGUAUGUUCCAGUGCAAGCACUGACAAGGGAGAUGAGGCCAAAUCAAAAUCCUGUAUACAAGUAUACUUCAUCUCAGGGCAGAUGAAGUCCUGCAGCCAAACAGAACUGCAGAGUUUAUGGAGAAUAUGGACUUGGCCCAUGAUACAAAGACUAGAUUUUAGCUGUGAGGUUGUAUCCAGAUAUAGGGUUUAGGUUCAAAAAUCGUCUCUGCUUUACAGGAUUGACACCAGGCAUAUGCUCUAAAUGAGUAUGGUAUUUAGUAUCUCUGAAGAGGAGCUGAACUGACACGAGCCAAAAUCCCAGCAAUAGCAGCAUUUUGGAGGUAUAAUUGAAACCAAGGGUCUCUGUCUUGUAUUAGCAGAUUAUAGUUUAUUAGGGCCUACAUAAUUUAAGAAAAUGUAAAUUAAAAAGCUUGUAAAAUUAUGUACAACUUUACUAUUUCUCAAUAAAUACACUUGGAAAUGUCAUUUUCUGCACUAUA